Molecule: messenger RNA, 5556 nt
Organism: Pomacea canaliculata
Lineage: Eukaryota; Metazoa; Mollusca; Gastropoda; Architaenioglossa; Ampullariidae
Product: transcription factor AP-4-like
Exons: 5
Coding region: 532-1623 (363 amino acids)
Biological process (GO): regulation of transcription by RNA polymerase II
Cellular component (GO): nucleus
Molecular function (GO): RNA polymerase II cis-regulatory region sequence-specific DNA binding; protein dimerization activity; DNA-binding transcription factor activity, RNA polymerase II-specific
Source: RefSeq, a predicted model, not a curated record
GCUUGCGAGGAGAAGGCUGUUACGCUGCCAAGGUUAGAUUGUCCGGACGUCGGCGCGCACUGCCAGCCCGCCACAGCGACAGAGCGCGCGCUGGCACAGUGCCAGACGCUACGCACGCAUUCACCGGCGCACGGAGUGCACGCACGCACUAUUUUCUUUCUAGAUGUGAGCGGUGUGUAGAGUAGUGAGCGUAGCGGCGGCGGCAGAGACAUCAUUUUGUUCACUGGGUCGCAGAAUUUCCCCGCCCGGUUGAAAGCCGCGCGAGACUUCUUUUUCGCCUUCAUGUUGGGAAACGAGCUUGCCUUAUGUGUGGAAUACCGCGAGAAGAAAGUUUCACCGGAUGAUCCGUUGUUUUAUGCGUUUUUUCCCCUCAGGCCUUGGAAUGUACGGUGGUUUUGUGUGUGCUUGAAAAAUUGAGAAACUGGUGUUUUGUGUUUUUGAAACCAGACCCUAGCCCUGUUUCAUAAGGGUGUGUUUUGAGUGGAGUCGCGUGUUCAUCUUGGAUAUUUGUUGCGUCACCACGCCAGUCUCAUGCUGUUUCACAUUGUGGAAAAGAAAAAAAGGUCGCGGCCCAUGUCGCCCAAAGCGCAGCUGGAGCACGACAAGCGCGUGAGGCGCGAGAUUGCCAACAGCAACGAGCGGCGACGCAUGCAGUGCAUCAAUGCAGGCUUCCAGUCACUGCGCGCCCUCAUGCCGCAGCUCAACGGCGAAAAACUCAGCAAGGCGGCCAUCCUGCAGCACACCACGGAGUACAUCGCCAACAUGGAGCAGGAGAAGAACAAGCUGGUGGCGCAGAACGAGCAGCUGAAGCGCAUGGUGCUGGAGAUGGGCCGCGAGCGCGACAUCGAGCGUCAGAACGAGUCGCCGCCGCCGAAACGCAAGAAAAGAGAUACAGAAUCGUCUGACGAAGGAAUCAGCAUGGGUGGGUCGGCGUCUGACAGUUCCGAGGACCUUCAGACGACAGAGGAUCUUCAGCGAGAAAUGCUGGAGCUUCGCCAGCAACUCAACCAUGAGCGGCUGCUGCGUGUGAUGCUGGAGGACCGCACGCGCUCUCUAGAGGCGCAGCUGUACCACCCGCAGCACCACUCCCACGUGCCGACCCUCGUGCACACCCAGAUGAACCUGAAAGUGGCCGAGUCCCACGUCGGUAAAAGCACGUGCAACGUGCAGGAAGUCUCGGCUCACGAGGACCGAGCGCUUGGCGAGCCGCACUACCAUCACCCAGCGCCCCCGCGCCGCAACCUGGAGAACCUCGUGGAGGCCAUACGGCAGAUCGAGGGCGACCGUGCGCUUGGCGACGACCACAAGUUCUACAGCGAGCGCCACGCCACGCUGACCAGCGAGGAGAGCGAGAAAGAGAGCAGUGUCAGUGACCAGGAGGAAUCAAAGUCGGAGGGGUCGGGCAGGGACUCGCCCUCGCCCCUGGGACUGUGUGCGCACCGUGUGGCUGCUGUUGCUGUGUCAGCUUCGGCGUCGGCGUUCACCACGACGACAGCAGAAACAGGCAGCGCCACCACGAUUCACGCGAGCUACUCGGAGAAAUACCCAAUCGCUUCGCAUCUACUACACCGACCCUCAUAUAGCCAGUACUACAGACCAGGGGUCAUUGUUCACAAGUCCUGAGGACUGGCCUGGCUUCGCUUGUUGCUUUCUAUGUUAUUUAUACAUUUUGGGUUUUUUUUUCUUUUUUCAUCAUUUUGAUUUGGAAAUCAUAGUAAUCAUCUCACAGACACACACACACAGAAGAGAAGAAAGAACUUCAUGGGACACUGUAAUUGGUUUUUGUUGUUGUGGUUUUGUUUUGUUCUCCUCAUGGUUUCCCACAUACUGUCAAGGAAUAAAGUCCUAAUGCAUCAAUCAUUUCUUAAUCAUUUACUUGUCAUCAACACCUUUUAAAAAAGCAACACAAGGUGGUUAUAGGGAUGGAGUAAUGUAACUUAUUUUUUACACGCCUGAGAAUAACUGUGUGCGGAAUAUUUUGUUUCAUUUUCUUUCACCCCUUCGCCAUUUUUUUUCUCUCCCAUGCCACUUGUGAUGGGUGGGGAAAGUUCGCCUUCGCCCAACCCCUUUCCUCCUCACAGCUGUCUUGUACAUUUAAUAACUGCGUGAGCCCUUUCUGAUUUUAUGACGUCCGUUGCAAGGAACUGAAGGACUUGGGAUGGGGUUGGAAAUUGGUGAAAAGAGAGUUUUGGGAGAGGGGAGGUUAAGUGGAGGCAAAGGAAGAAAAAAAAAAAACGCUCGAGCUGCUGGUGUCUUUAGGCUGGUGAUAAACGUCUGAGCCUUGCCCAUUUUAUUAUGUCCAGGAACAUUCCAUUGCCUUUUGUUAAUUUUUUUUAUUUGACGAGCUGCAAGAGGGAAAAGGCCAUACUGUCCAAAAAUUCUUCAAAUGUAAAGAUACAGUUACUCCACUUUUUUUUAAAGUCGUUGGUUAAAAAAAAAAGUCUUGAUCAAUCCCGUUUGCAGAUUAAAUUAGGUACCAGUCGAUGUAUCUUUCGCUUUUUUCUUCACAUUCUCUCUCGAUGUAUCAGAAAAGAGGAGAGAAGGCGUAGUUCUAAAACGUGUUGAAUUGGGGGAGUGGGGGCUGCAAACUGUAGAAUCUUGCGGUUGGCAUUUGUUUGUGUGGCUUUCUUACCGGAAGUCAUUAACUUCAGACUUGGUAACGCAUUUGGUUCUCUUGUGUUGAUUGCAUGGUUUUUGUUUGACGUUGAUUUUUUUUGUUUAUAAGAAAAUAUUGUUAAUAUUAUUCCCCUCGCUUGUCGGACGGGCCUGUCAUGAAAGGUGCGGACUGAUGAGUAGUGGGGUAGUGUUGUGUGCAGCCAAGCCUUCUUAGCUGUGGGUUGUUGUGUAUAAAAUAAAGAACUGUACAUAAGACGCUUGUAGAUACGAGUCAUACAAAGCAUUUUGAAACUCUGCUUUUCGUUCUUCACCUCUCCCUCUCCCCCCACUCUCUCCUUCCCCCCCCUCCUCGCCCCCAACUCCAGCCUUUUUUUUUUAUUUUUGAAGGCUUUGUGCAUAACAAAUACAAACAGUUUAGACAUGUACGUCAGCUCGUAAUCAUAUCAGUAAUUUUGCUGUCGGAGAUGGUACACCAUUUCUGACAAAUAAACAAAUAGAACUCUCCCCCACCAUAAAAAAAAACUAAACUAAAACAAAAAAUCCUAAACAAAACCACCAAGCAAAUGGGGGAGGAACUGUUAUUAAUUCCUUUCAAGUGUUGAUGGAGAACAAUUAGCUAAAACUUCUCGUAAGAUAGGGGAUACUCACCAGUCCUGGCAUGGGUGUCAAGUAUUUGCAUGCCUCCUAGGUAGAGCUUAGCAGCCGUACUCAGAAAUAGUUAAAGCUGCUUCUGCGCGGUUCAUUUUUUUUCCUAUCCAAAUUUCCUCUUUGUCUACGCCUUUAAAAUACUGAAUUAAAAGUUUAAAAUGAUCUUUCAUUAAGCCUUUUUUUUUUAACGUAGCUUACCUACGAUGGGUGGGAAUGUUAAGACUGUUUGGCGAUUUUUAUUUUUCCCGCCUGGGCUGGAUUUCUGCUGAUGUUUAUUAUUAUCUGUGUGCGUGAUACUGUGUCCUCUUUGUUCUGUAAAACAAAUCUUGAGUGAUUUGCUGUGCAUUGAUAAAACAUUCUGGUGGUGAGCUUGCUUACUGGUCGUGAUUGUGGGGUGCAGGACGCUGUCCUGGUAUAAUACUGUUUAGGCAGACAUUUCAGUAAGGAUUUUUCUUUUUCCCCCAAUCUGCAAACUUUUAUAUGCAUGUAAUGCACUUAUUUCGGAGGUUAAGGCCACUGGCCAUCAGAAGAGCGCUCCUGUGAUUCCUGUAGACGGAAACCUAGUUUUUCAGCUGUGGCAUCGUGUUCACAGCCACGUCACAACGUCUUUUCUGGGAGGAAGCGCGGGAAAGACUCCAGAUGCAAAUUGAUUUUUCCUGUGGUGGUAGGCGAGGGAACAGGGGGCGAGUUGGAAUUUUUAAAGGGCGAGAGUAAUAGGCGUUGAUCGAUGGACUGGCCGUGAAAAUGUUGCGUCACUCUGUGUAGUUCAAUAGCACCGGAGAGAAUGCUUGCCUUGUAUCCGUUCUUUAACGUUUUCUUCUUCUUCGUCAUCCUUCCCCCCGUCCACACCAGCAUGAGUGGAUGACUGUUGCGGAGAGCUUGUGGUAGGAGUCGAGUGGAUGACCGCGUGCGUCUUGGCGUCUUCAGCCCUCUUUCUUUUUUCUUUUCCAUGUCUUGCCUUCGUUUUCCUGGUGGUCAAAGUGGCUGUUUAGUGAAACUGGGCUUCUCUAACAUGGAACACAUUUACGAUGCACACAACAAUGCAACACGGUGGAAGCACCAAACCUCGUCCGAAAUAUUGCGUCGGCGUCAAGGCGAGCGAUUCAAGGGCCAGGCUUGGGUUUUGUCCAUCAGUCAGACUUUUUUUUUUUUUUUUGAAUUUUCUGUUCGUAUUCCAUAUCUGGACACUUGUGUAUCAUGCUAUUUAUCAGUCGGUUGUGGCCGCCUAUUUUACUGCCUUUCAGUGUGGACCAGCCCCGUUCCUUCUUCCGCGCUGUAAUAUUUCCUAGACUUGCUCCUUGAAAUUUUUUCAGGGUGGAGGCAUCGGUUGUUCGUUUGUUCACACAUACACACAUAUGUUUUUUUAACUGAUUCAGGCUUUAAAAGUUACAGGUUUUCUAGCAUCAUGCAAAGAGGAUAGGGUGCGAGUUUGUAUGAUUUAACAAAGCCCCACCCCACCGAACUUAACAAAGGAAUUGUAAGGGAGGGAUAUUGUCACUAGUCACUUUCUAUCACACCACCAAGCAUUUAUUGUCACAGUUCUUACUUUCUCGUGUAGUCUCGACUUUCAGGACGGAAAAUGUCAUGUGGUGGAUCUCAGGUACAUGGGAACUGAUCAGAAGGCGUGAUGCUAGACAUUUGUCCGCAUACAAAUGAAAUUAAUAAAUAAGACCUGUUUAUACAUAUAUACGGAAGCCAUCGAGAUCCCCGUAAAGCACCGAGUGCUGGGCAGAGAUCUUUAGGCUGUUAUCUAAGGUAAUCGUGGAAAAAGUUUACUUCCGGAAAUUUUCAGAUGAAGUGAGAUUUUUUUUUUAAAGUCGUGUCCACAGACCUUGGUUGCAGUUUGUUGACUGUUUCGAGCCAGUGGGGUUGUUGGGCGUUUAAUUAACGGUGACAUUUAAACGUCUCCCAUAGCAACCAAGCAUCGAUCUGUCACCUCCAUCUUCUCCGUUCACUUCCGGAACAAAAGUACCGGACUAUCACAGUAGCCUUAUAUCCGAGAACUCUGCGUGUGCGUUUGGCUCCAAGAGCAUCCUUUUUCCGUUUCGUCACUUAGUUCUUGAAUAUUUCCAGACUAGGGUGUGCUGUCGCGUAUGUCCAGACUGUUUUUAGCAUGGCUUUUCUCGGCAUUUCUAGAAAAGGGCAGCGUUCUGUCAACAUUUUCAUUUUUCUCUCUCGUUUUUUUUUCUUGUUCUACCAAGUCUGCUUUAUACGUAAUGUGUUAAGAUUGAAAAUACAAUUUUUAGCUUUGUUUGAUAAGAAAGAAAAAAUAAAAUUAUUGAGGUGUACUAC